Molecule: messenger RNA, 2311 nt
Organism: Brassica rapa (field mustard)
Lineage: Eukaryota; Viridiplantae; Streptophyta; Magnoliopsida; Brassicales; Brassicaceae
Product: transcription factor TGA6
Biological process (GO): DNA-templated transcription; regulation of DNA-templated transcription
Molecular function (GO): DNA-binding transcription factor activity; sequence-specific DNA binding
Source: RefSeq, a predicted model, not a curated record
CAUGAGUGUUUUGGCCUCAAUCACAAAGAUUAAGGAUUGAGAGAGAUAGAUACUCAGGAUCCGUGGCUAGCCACACUGCACAAGGUGUAUGAAUCAACAGAAAGAUGCUAUAAAAGACAACCCGAGUUUGUUAUAUACAUUUAACCUGAAGAUAGAAAAGAUUUCCUUGAGCAUCAUGAAUAUGAAUUCAACUUAUUGUUACAUUAGUACAAGAGGUCCUGAUUUCCCCAAUUCAAAUAACUCAUUGACAAAUGAGAAUGAGUUAAAGAUGUAAGAUUUUAUAUUUACCAUUCUCAUAAACAAGGGGUCUUCUUUUAGUUGGUAUCCGCUUAACCAUAUAAACCGAUCGAUAGCCAAAUCUAAACCAACAAAACUCGAGUUAGUCCAUAACCAAGUAGGUAGGGGGUUUAUAAUAAUAUUUCUGCUUUUAUUAUCUUUAGAUCUUUUGCCUUUUCUCACUUCUAUCCAAUCAAAUCAAAAUCGAAUAUUCACAAGAAAGAAUCCAGAAAUAAAAAAGUUGGGGUCACGUGAGCUCAUGCACGUAGAGUAGAACGGACAAAGCCGUGUGUAAAAAAGUGCGCACAUGGAAGCAAGCUGAUCAAUGACAUUACUUUUUCAACUAUGUGGGUAGUUUUGUUAUUUAAGAAAAUACAGAGCUCUCUGGAGCUAAUAAGAAUAUUACGCGGGGCUUAUUUUGCAAAUUUCCGUUAAGUUGUUCGAUGUGCUUCUGGGGGGGAAUGGUGGGCUGAUUGUAGACAAAACGACGUCUCGGAGAUUGAAACUACAGAUCGUGUCUCCGCUGCUUCUUCUUUCAAUCCGAUUUCAGACAACCUUUUUCCUCGGACAGAAGAUUUCGCUUUUUUUUUUCCAGCCCUAUAGUGUUAUUCUGCACCAGAGGUUAAUCGCCGCACUGCAAGUUGGAGCAGUCGUGAAUAUUUGUCUCGGCAUUAAGUAUUAGUACAUAAAUCAAUAUGGCUGAUACCAGUUCAAGGACUGAUGCCUCAACUGAUGGCGACACAGAUCCUAGAGAUCUGGGGUCCGAGAGAGGGCAAAUGAUGCUUGCCGGUGCUUCUGAUUCCAGUGAUCGAUCAAAAGAUAAGUUAGAUCAAAAGACCCUUCGCAGGCUUGCUCAAAAUCGAGAGGCAGCAAGGAAAAGUAGACUGAGGAAGAAGGCGUAUGUUCAGCAACUGGAGAACAGCCGAUUGAAGCUGACUCAACUUGAGCAAGAGCUGCAAAGAGCAAGGCAACAGGGAGUUUUCAUCUCAAGCUCUGGAGACCAAGCCCAUUCUACCGGUGGAAAUGGGGCUUUGGCAUUUGAUGCCGAACAUUCGCGUUGGCUUGAAGAAAAGAACAGGCUAAUGAACGAGCUGAGAUCUGCUCUGAAUGCUCACGCUGGUGAUACCGAGCUCCGGACAAUUGUGGAUGGAGUGAUGGCUCACUAUGAGGAGCUUUUCAGGAUUAAGAGCAAUGCAGCUAAGAACGAUGUCUUCCAUUUACUAUCUGGAAUGUGGAAAACGCCAGCUGAGAGAUGUUUCUUGUGGCUUGGCGGGUUCCGCUCAUCAGAACUUCUCAAGCUUCUUGCGAAUCAGCUGGAGCCAAUGACGGAACGACAGGUACUGGGCAUCAACAGCUUGCAGCAGACCUCCCAGCAGGCUGAAGAUGCGUUAUCUCAAGGGAUGGAGAGUUUACAGCAAUCAUUAGCUGAGACUUUGUCUAGUGGAACUCUUGGUUCAAGUUCGUCGGAUAAUGUUGCGAGCUACAUGGGUCAGAUGGCCAUGGCAAUGGGGCAAUUAGGCACACUCGAAGGCUUUAUACGCCAGGCUGAUAACUUGAGGCUGCAAACACUGCAACAGAUGAUUAGAGUGUUGACAACGCGUCAGUCAGCUCGUGCUCUUCUUGCAAUACACGAUUAUUCAUCUCGACUACGUGCUCUUAGUUCCUUGUGGCUUGCCAGGCCAAGAGAGUGAACACACAAGAAUUGUGCGUUGCUCAGCUCUAUACAUAAUUGUACGGUAGGGACACUCUUUCCAAGAGAGAGAGAGAGAUCACAAAGCAAGGCCUUCUCAGAUUCUUACCAAAAGCAAUAUUUUGGAAAGCAGAUUUUGAAAUAGUUUCCUGAGAUCCUCAGACUUAGAUUGUUGUGUGUUGUAAUCUUUAGCCAAUCAGGUUGUGUUAGUUUCUAAAGAGUGAAUGUUUAUAGUCUUUGAACAUUGAGAGCUUGUAGAACAUCAGUGUAAUAUCUUAGCACCAAAACAUGACAGAAGAUGGGAUACUUUCAGGAAUUUAGAUUGUAUUAUCAUCAUAAGUCAAA